Messenger RNA from Musa acuminata AAA Group (dessert banana), 1950 nucleotides. Its product is annotated as MLO-like protein 9. Gene Ontology annotation, cellular component: membrane. The transcript has 15 exons. Lineage: Eukaryota; Viridiplantae; Streptophyta; Magnoliopsida; Zingiberales; Musaceae. Bases 129 to 1817 code for a protein of 562 amino acids. Gene Ontology annotation, biological process: defense response. The record is from RefSeq and is a predicted model, not a curated record.
CUUCCGAAAGCUCGCGUUUUGGUAGAGGAAGCGAUCGAAAGCCGCGAAGUUGGCUUUUGUUGCCUCCAUUUAGACCGCGGAGUGGAAAGGAAGUUUGCGGUGGGGGAGGUUUAAGGCUUUGUCUCGGGAUGGCGGGAGGUGGAGGUGGCGGCGACUCGAGAGAGCUCGACCAGACCGCGACGUGGGCUGUCGCGGCUGUUUGCGCGGUCAUCGUUUUGAUCUCCAUACUGCUGGAGAAGGGUCUUCAUCACUUCGGAGAGUGGCUUAAUGAGAAGCACAAAAAGGCUCUUUAUGAAGCUCUUGAGAAGGUUAAAGAUGAGUUGAUGAUUCUUGGCUUCAUUUCCCUACUACUGACUUUUGGACAGAGUUACAUUGCUAAAAUCUGCAUACCGGAUACAUUGUCAAAUACCAUGUUGCCAUGCCCAAUCAAAACAGAUACUGGGACAGCAGGGGCAGGUGGAGGACACCGUAGGAAACUGUUAACAAAUGCGCUUAUAUAUGGGAAUAUACAGCAUAGGAUACUAGCUGCAGGAUCAAUUGUUUCAUGUCCCUUAGGCAAGGGGCCACUUAUUUCAAUGAAUGGACUACAUCAGUUGCACAUCUUCAUAUUCUUUCUGGCAGUGUUUCACGUAGCAAGUGGUGCUCUCACAAUGACUCUUGGAAGAGCAAAGAUGCGUAGAUGGAAGGAGUGGGAAACUGAGACUUCAUCCAUUGAAUAUGAGUUCUCCAAUGAUCCCUCAAGAUUCAGAUUUGCACAUGAGACAUCAUUCGUGAGAAGACACACAAAUUUCUGGAACAGAAUCACAAUCCUGUUCUACUUUGUAAGCUUUUUAAAGCAAUUUUUCAGCUCUGUUUGUAAAGCAGAUUACUUGGCAUUGCGCCAUGGUUUUAUCAAUGCUCACCUGGCUCCAGGAAGUAAGUUUAAUUUUCAAAAAUAUAUAAAAAGAACAUUGGAGGAUGACUUUAAGGCAGUAGUGGGGAUCAGUCCCGUAUUAUGGGCUUCAGCUGUGAUGGUUUUGCUUCUUAAUGUUAAUGGAUGGGAGGAAUUGUUUUGGGCAUCAAUACUUCCUCUAGUUAUAAUUCUAGCAAUUGGGAUGAAGCUACAGGCAAUAAUAGCAAGGAUGGCCAUUGAAAUUCAAGAGAGACAUGUAGUGGUUCAAGGAAUUCCGCUGGUGCAACUCAGUGACCAACAUUUUUGGUUUAAAAAUCCACAGUUUGCUUUAUUUCUCAUCCAUUUUGCAUUAUUCCAGAACGCAUUUCAGAUCACAUACUUCUUUUGGAUAUGGUAUGAGUUUGGAUUGAAGUCCUGUUUUCAUGAUAAUUUUGAUUUCAUCAUUGCAAGAGUUAGUGUUGGAGUUGGAGUCCAAUUCUUGUGUUCGUACAUUACACUUCCGCUUUAUGCACUUGUAUCUCAGAUGGGUUCACACAUGAAGAGGUCCAUCUUUGAUGAGCAGACUUCGAAGGCUCUCAAGAAGUGGCAUCAAGCUGUGAAGAAAAAACAUGAGAAAGGAACCUCACAUGCUUCCUCGGUCCAUGAAACAAGCCCCAGGGCAAGCUCGCCGGCAUCUCCUCUGCGUCCUCUGCAGAGGUAUAGAACUAUUGGGCAUACAAGAGAAUUAUCCAACUCUUCAACAGGAAAUGCUUUGGAUCAUUACAAUUCGGAUACAGAAAUUGAGAUGUUAUCCUCAUCAAAAAACAACAACCAAGAGUCUAGACCAACCGAACGUCACCUACGCAUAGGAGAGCACCGAAACAACGAAGAUCAAUUCUCGUUCGAAAAGCUUUCUGCUCAGAAUGGAGGACAACCACAAUCUUGACAUUUCUCGUCUCAUGUCGCUUGAAUCAAUUACCGUAACAUUUGUUAUUAUCGUUUUCAUAAAAUUUGACAUCGUGCUUCCUGGAAAGGGAUGUCUAUUAGUUUGGAGGGUCUUCCUUAGCUAGCAGGGAAUU